This is a messenger RNA of Varanus komodoensis (Komodo dragon), 819 nucleotides long. RefSeq names its product 1-acyl-sn-glycerol-3-phosphate acyltransferase alpha-like. Lineage: Eukaryota; Metazoa; Chordata; Lepidosauria; Squamata; Varanidae. The transcript has 7 exons. The coding region runs from base 1 to 819 and encodes 272 amino acids. Gene Ontology annotation, biological process: phosphatidic acid biosynthetic process. Gene Ontology annotation, cellular component: endoplasmic reticulum; membrane. The record is from RefSeq and is a predicted model, not a curated record. Gene Ontology annotation, molecular function: 1-acylglycerol-3-phosphate O-acyltransferase activity.
AUGGGUACAGUGCCACCUGAGACGAAAACACUGCUUCUCUAUCUCUAUAGCAACACCUUCAGAUAUUACUUUAAGGUUUGUUAUUUUAAUGGCUGGAUACUUGUCUGGUCUUUUGUUCUGCUUCCUAUCAUAGCACUUCGGGGAAGAGAUGUGGCAAAUGUAAGAAUCCUUCGCUUCAUGAUGCUCCCUUUGAAAUACCUCUAUGGUAUUAAGAUCAAUGUGCAGGGUGCUACAAACCUAAGCCUGCAAGGGCCAUAUGUCAUGGUCUGCAAUCAUCAACGCAAUCUGGAUUUCCUCGGGAUGUUCCAGAUCUUGCCAGAGAGAAGCACCCUUAUGGUUAAGAAGGAGGUCCUACACUAUUUGGCCACUGGUGUGCUCUGCUGGCUGAGUGGCUUCAUUUUCAUUGACUACAAGAAGAGAGAAGAAACGAUCAGGAUACUUGCAGCAACAGCAGACACCAUGGUUCGAGACAAGCUACGAAUCUGGGUGUUCCCUGAAGGCACUCAAAACUGUGAACCUACCAUGUUGCCUUUCAAAAGCGAGGCCUUCCAUUUGGCUGUGCAAGCCCAGGUGCCCAUUGUUCCUGUGGUGAUAUCCUCCUACCAGCAGUUCUUCAAUAAGAAGAUCAAAAAGUUCACAACAGGGGAAGUGACAAUCCGGAUUCUUCCACCAAUGAAGACUGCAGGACUCAGUCAAUCUGAUGUCCCAGAAUUAAGGGACUGUGUGUGGGAGACCAUGCUUUCAGCUGUCCACGAGCUAUCUGGAGGUCCUAGGAAGCAAACAUGCAUCCCCCAAGAGGAAAACAGCCAAGCAACCUAA